Molecule: messenger RNA, 1026 nt
Organism: Aspergillus affinis
Lineage: Eukaryota; Fungi; Ascomycota; Eurotiomycetes; Eurotiales; Aspergillaceae
Product: putative nucleoside-diphosphate-sugar epimerase
Exons: 3
Coding region: 1-1026 (341 amino acids)
Molecular function (GO): oxidoreductase activity, acting on the aldehyde or oxo group of donors, NAD or NADP as acceptor; NAD binding
Source: RefSeq, a predicted model, not a curated record
AUGGCACCCCUCAAGGUCUUCGUCACCGGAGCUACUGGCUACAUCGGUGGUGAUGUUUUCUUCAACUUCGCCCAGGCGCACCCCGACUGGGAAUACGCCGUCCUCACUCGGAGCAAGGAGAAGGGUGCUCAGGUGUCCAGCAAAUAUCCUAAAGCUCGCAUCGUCAUUGGUGGCCUCGACUCGUCCGACCUCAUCGCCGAGGAAACCAAGAACGCUGAUAUCGUUCUCCACUGCGCCGACUGUGAUCACAUCGCCUCGGCCGAAGCUAUCGCCAAGGGUGCCACCCAACACACCCCCGAGCGCCCCCUGUGGAUCAUCCACACCUCAGGCACUGGUAUCCUAACGGUCGAGGACUUCCGCACCAACACCUGGGGUCUGUACCGCGCCAAGGAGCACGACGACUGGGAUGGCGUCGACGAGCUGCUCAACCUCCCCGAAGACUCGCUCCACCGCAACGUUGACAAGAUCAUCAACGACGCCGGCAAGAACAACCCUGACAGCGUCAAGGUGGCCAUCGUCUGCCCUCCCACCAUCUACGGCCCUGGCCGCGGUCCCGGCAACCAAAAGAGUGUUCAGGCCUACUGGCUAGCCGCCGCCGUGCUGAAGCGCAAGAAGGGUCUCCUCGUCGGCAAGGGCGAGAACAUCUGGCACCAAAUCCACGUGCAGGACCUCAGCGACUUGUAUCGACUUCUCGGUGACGCGGCCGCCGCUGGUGGCGGCAAGGCCACCUGGAACGACAAGGGAUACUAUCUGGCGGAGAACGGCCCGUUCGUCUGGGGUGACAUCCAGCGCGAAGUGGCGCGCGUGGCGUACGAGAAGAAGCUGAUCCCCUCCCCCGAGGUCGAGGCUCUUCCGGACGCAGAGGUCACCGCGCUGAACCAGUUCGGUCUGUACGCUUGGGGAAGUAGCUCAAGAGGUCACUCUCUUCGUGCGCGCAAACUGCUGGGCUGGUCCCCGAGCAGGCCCAGCUUGAAGGAACUGAUCCCUGAGAUUGUCGAUAUCGAGGCGAAGGACUUGGGACUUUGA